Hyaloscypha bicolor E is the source of this 1800-nucleotide messenger RNA. RefSeq names its product HET-domain-containing protein. The transcript has a single exon. NCBI's taxonomy places the organism in Eukaryota, Fungi, Ascomycota, Leotiomycetes, Helotiales, Hyaloscyphaceae. The record is from RefSeq and is a predicted model, not a curated record. The annotation marks the transcript as partial.
AUCAGGCUCUUGACCAUUCUGCCCGGAAACCACAACGAUGAAAUCAUGUUAUCGCUGCACCAGACAUCGCUUGAUACACGGCCAACUCCAUCGUACGAGGCUCUAUCCUACGUAUGGGGAUCUCCCAAAGACCCAGAAACGAUAUUCAUCACUGGAUCCAACGAACUAUGGGACAUUCAAGUGACGAGAAACCUUGCCGUAGCACUGCGGCACUUUCGCUAUACGGACAGGCCUCGUGUCACAUGGAUCGACGCCGUUUGUAUUGAUCAAUCGAAUCUCGACGAACGGAGCAGCCAGGUACAGCUCAUGGGUGAUAUCUACAGGCUUGCACCGAGCGGAGUCAUAGUUUGGCUGGGUCCCGAAGAGGGGUCGAGCAAGUACGGCAUGCAACUUCUGGAGCAGUUGUCCUCGAAAGUGGAAAUCGUCGAACCAGAGAGGUUCGUCCCUUCUGCGCAGUCUCAACGUGACGGGACAUGGGCAGACAUGAACCAACCACUUCCAUACCAGGAACGAGAACUCUUUGCCUUGGGAGGUAUCAUCAACAGGCCGUGGUUUACAAGAGUCUGGAUCCGCCAAGAGAUCUUCCUAGCUUCCGACAACGCUUUGGUUCUGUGCGGUGACUGCACGAUGACAUGGAACAACUUUUGCAAAGCAAUCCGUUGCGUUUAUGCGAAGAAUACCCCAGCUGUGCUGCGUCAGUUCCCGAUCCAAACGAGGUGGUUUAGGGAGAACGAGGAUAGUUUGGUAAGAAUUUGCGAGCUUGCCCGCAAGACCCCGUUCACUUUCAAACGCUUGAGAAAGGCCCAAGGAUACUCUGAUUGCAAAGAUCCAAGGGACCGAAUUUAUGCAGUUCUCAGCAUGGUCUACGCCCCAGAACAACAGCUCGGCAUUGUUCCGGAUUACACCCUAUCCAUACUUCAUGUUUACAGAGAUGUCGUCAGGCGUUUUAUGGGCAUGGGAGACUUGGACCUGCUUGCCGAAUGCAGGCCGACAGACUCAUCUUGGAUAUCCUGGGUUCCCGACUGGUCACAGUUUUCGAGGUCUGACUCCUUGCAGUACGCCUUUCUCGCAGGAGGGCCUUUCCUUGCGGUAUCAAGGAAUUUAAACAACGACGACAUCCUCAGCAUCAGCGGGGUUCGAAUCGACCGAGUUAGCAAGGUAUUUGACCUUCACAAUCUCAUCGAUUACAACUACGGGAGCUUCAUCAAAAUGAUCAGAACGCUCAUUCCUUCCGACUAUGCCCAGAUGAACUAUGCUACCGGAGGGUCCGCCAUCGAAGCAUUUGUUCGCACUCUCGUGACCGAACAGCUUGAAGAAAUCUGCCACCCACCGGCGCUAGGCCCCCCCAAACUCCUUGACGGCAUCCGGACAAUCCGCAAGAUCAUCGCGCCAGGAAACGAAGCCAUACAAUACCACGACUUCGACGACGGCGAAAAGAAGUUUAUCAGCUUCGUGAACACGACUAUGGAAGACAAGACCCUCUUCUUUACUUCCUCAAGCCCACCUCUGAUGGGAGCCGGCAUCCAGUCGUUGCAGCCAGGCGACUUGGUCUGCGCCUUCCUCGGCUGCGAGAGGCCUUUACUCCUCCGACCGAUCGAGAACUCCAAAUACCGAGUCCUCGGACCGGCAUACCUCUGCGGCUACAUGCACGGGCAAGCGUUUCUCGGGCCAAUCACAGCCCCGUUUCGAGUUGUGACUACCUUCGUGCCGCAGUCAGGAGGUGAUGUUUUUGGGUUCUUGGAUACGGGUGCUGGAAGGUUUCAAAUCGAGGAUCCGAGGAUAGACAGGCUGCCGCUUGAC